Messenger RNA from Chrysochloris asiatica (Cape golden mole), 1334 nucleotides. It is a transcript of the gene ARL5B, whose product is annotated as ADP-ribosylation factor-like 5B. The record is from RefSeq and is a predicted model, not a curated record. The transcript has 6 exons. Gene Ontology annotation, cellular component: trans-Golgi network; cytoplasm. Lineage: Eukaryota; Metazoa; Chordata; Mammalia; Afrosoricida; Chrysochloridae. Gene Ontology annotation, molecular function: GTPase activity; GTP binding. Gene Ontology annotation, biological process: protein localization to Golgi membrane; intracellular protein transport; vesicle-mediated transport. The coding region runs from base 140 to 682 and encodes 180 amino acids.
GUGGAGGCGUCUCUAACUAGUGCCCUCGCCUCGGGUUUCUCAUUCUGCUUUCCUUCGGCUCCUCAAGCUAGCGCCGCGGUGGGGGCCCCGGUGCGGCGGCACCUGCUGCUGAGGGACCUCGCGGCCCGCCCAGGUGCUCAUGAUGGGGCUGAUCUUCGCUAAACUGUGGAGCCUCUUCUGUAACCAAGAACACAAAGUAAUUAUAGUGGGACUGGAUAAUGCAGGGAAAACCACCAUUCUGUAUCAGUUCUUAAUGAAUGAAGUGGUUCAUACGUCUCCAACCAUAGGAAGCAAUGUUGAAGAAAUAGUUGUAAAGAACACUCAUUUCCUUAUGUGGGAUAUUGGUGGUCAAGAGUCACUGCGAUCAUCGUGGAACACAUAUUACUUAAACACAGAGUUCAUCAUUCUUGUUGUUGAUAGCAUUGACAGAGAGCGACUAGCUAUUACGAAAGAAGAAUUAUACAGAAUGUUGGCUCAUGAGGAUUUACGGAAGGCUGCAGUGCUUAUCUUUGCAAAUAAACAGGAUAUGAAAGGGUGUAUGACAGCAGCGGAAAUCUCUAAAUACCUCACCCUUAGUUCUAUUAAGGAUCAUCCAUGGCACAUUCAGUCCUGCUGUGCAUUAACAGGUGAAGGAUUGUGUCAAGGUCUAGAGUGGAUGACUUCCAGAAUUGGUGUGAGAUAACUUUUUUGCUUGAAAGAGACUGAUCUAUUUAUUCUGUGAACAUGAACAUUAUCUCCUGGUACUGUUGCUAAGGCAGCAGCAUGUUUAAUUUAUAACAACACAAACCUCUAUGAGCGACACUUGAAUCAAGUGCAGCUGAACUGGAACAUAAAAGAGUUUUUCUUACCUUUUUUUUUAAUGCACUAAUCUUCAGUUGGAUGAACAUAAUGUAUAACUAUGUUUUCAGCAACAAAAUUCUUCUGACUGCUUAUUCUAAUUAUUCAAUGAUUGCCUUGUAAGAAAUGUCACAUGUUUAAUGUUUUCUGAAGUAUUGUAAUAAUCCUAAUGACCAGUUUCUUUCAUUUAUUGAACCUCCUCCCCCAGAUAAUUAGUGGAUUAGCAAAGUAGUAGUGAAAAUCAUGAGGUAUAUUCUUGCAAACAUCUCUAAAUAUCUGAUCCCUCUCUAUAAACCACUUAUCUUUUGGACAGAACUUACAUGCAGAGGGAAAAAAAUCUGCCUACAGGGUAUAUAAGAAAGAUUAAAUAUCAUGAGAAUUUAAUUUUAAAUUAGUAACCCCACAUUGCAGGUCGUAGAAUAAAUAAGUUGCUAUUUGCUUGGAAAUCAAAUAGGUUAUUAAUUUACUUAAAAGAAUUAAGGUUACUCUUCUGCCUG